AUGGGUGGUAUUCUACAGAAAAUGCUACAAGCUUUUUACACCAAGAAGAUUGAAGUUGUUCUUGUAGGGCUUGAGAAUAGUGGCAAAACAACACUGCUAAACGUAAUGGCCAUGGGUCAUCCUGUUGAAACGUGUCCAACCAUUGGUCUUAAUGUAAAAUUGGUGAAAAAAGGCGGUGUGCAGAUGAAAUGUUGGGAUAUUGGCGGACAAGCACAGUAUCGAAGUGAAUGGGGUCGUUAUACGCGGGGAUGUGAUGUUAUUAUAUAUGUGGUAGACGCUAAUGCGUUUGACCAAAUCUCCUUGGCUCGGAAGGAACUACAUCGUCUACUAGAAGACCGUGAACUCGCGACGACACCGUUACUAGUGUUGGCGAACAAGAUUGAUCUGGAACCUCAUAUCUCUGAGCCGGAACUUAUUCGUCAUUCAGUGGCUAAUGAAGCAGUCGGGCAAGAAUUAAGGGGUCUUGUUUGGGUUGGUGUAACGUGUAUUGAGCGCACACAAGAAAUGGUUUCGAUGACGACAGACGUACAGCAGAGUGGAUGCGCAGACGGCCAGAAUUUAUCAGCCAAGGUUCUAUGCGAUGAAAGUCAGCACUAG
This is a messenger RNA of Peronospora belbahrii, 597 nucleotides long. The record is from the annotation of a GenBank genome assembly. Lineage: Eukaryota; Oomycota; Peronosporomycetes; Peronosporales; Peronosporaceae.